Molecule: messenger RNA, 1428 nt
Organism: Mesorhabditis spiculigera
Lineage: Eukaryota; Metazoa; Nematoda; Chromadorea; Rhabditida; Rhabditidae
Source: the annotation of a GenBank genome assembly
AUGAUUAACCGGACGGCAUCCGGAAGGGCUGCCCGGAAUAAUUUAUGGAUGGUCGUUAACCAUCCGCCGAGAUUCCGCAAAAUAUUGUCCUCGCUCCGAGAAAACGGACUGCCCCCGGCCGGGGCCGUCUCCGGACGCCCGCCUGAAGUACCUCUGCAUCCAGCACAAGCUCCAUCGAUCGAUAUCUCGAUCGACUUCACUCGACCGGAUGGGCCCCGGACUCGACCAUUAUUGGUCGAGGGGAAACGGCUUUACGUCGAUGAGCACUACAUCUCCGAGUGGUCACCCGUGCUAAGAGCGUGGUGCAUCGAGUGCCCGGAUCGCGAGCUGAUCCUAGCCAACGUCCAAUAUGAUCACAUUAUGGAGAUGCUCGAAUGCAUCCAUCCCACCUACAAAGCCAUCGACGAUCAAUCUGUGCACAUUCUGCUCCCGUUGGCGUAUGAUUAUCAGAUGGAAGGCCUGCUCCACCGUUGCGAAUGUUUCCUCAUCAACCACAAUCUGCCCUUCUUGGAAAAGGUCUGGAUUGCGGAUCGGUACAAAUUGAAUCGACUGCUCGUUCUCUGCCUCCGCGAAAUGCGGCCGAACAGCAAGAUCGAUCUCUCCGGGACCAGGUACUAUGCGCUGAGCGAUCGGGUGAAAGUGCUGUUGCUCGAGCGAUUGCAUGGCGCCCCCGCUCCCGAGGAGAUCCCGGAACCACCAUUGGACCUCGAGACGUACCAACGAGCCACCGAUCUCCACUUUGCCGCCAUUAAGGCAAAAACUGGACGCGUUUACUACGUGAACCCGUAUUACGUGGCGGCCUGGUCGAAUGUUUUUCAGGAGCGAAUCUUCCACGGGCCCUCCAACACCGAAGAAAUGUUCUGCCCGUGUUCACACGAGGAGCUCAAGGCGUUUUUGAUGGCCAUCCACCCGCCGCAGCUGCGCAUUAAUGAACAAAACAUCGGCCCGAUCCUGAUGGCCGGUUGCCGGAUGGAAUCCCCGGCAUUGUUGCGGAAAUGUGCCCACAUCCUGCUACAACCGCAGAUCCAGCUGUCGGUGUUCGUGAGGCUGUCGCUGCUCGACCGUUGCUUCCUCCACGAGAUGAUCCCCGCAUGCUUGUCGAUGGUCCAACGGCCCGAGCACUUGAUCCAGAUGACGCAGCAGAGCACGUACGAUUGUCUAUCCACCCGAGCGCGUGCGGCCAUGAUGGAUCGACUAUCGGUGUUGCUGGACAAACCGGGCAUGCAGCCACAUCAAUGCUUCCGAUGCAAAGCCCACAGCACUUGUUCUGGGGUAACGUGGAUGUGCCCACAGUGCAAAACGUACUCCUCGGACGCGAAUUUAUUACGGAAUACGGCGGCGAGCAGUGGAACUGCCGGUGUUUCCUCCCUGCAAGGCCCUGGGCCCCCGAAUUCUACAACUGGGGUCCAGAAUGUGCCCAGCAUUCGA